Molecule: messenger RNA, 426 nt
Organism: Metopolophium dirhodum (rose-grain aphid)
Lineage: Eukaryota; Metazoa; Arthropoda; Insecta; Hemiptera; Aphididae
Product: zinc finger BED domain-containing protein 5-like
Exons: 4
Coding region: 1-426 (141 amino acids)
Source: RefSeq, a predicted model, not a curated record
AUGACCAAUCUGAAUGAUUCUACCACAGGCAUAGUGUUCAAAGAAAAUGAGGAUACUGAAGUUGUAACAACAAAUGAUGAUAAUCCUAUUGUCAUUACAUUAAGAGAAGAUUCUAUAGAUAGAGAACAACUGAUAGACUUGUACUCAGAUUCAGUAUCAAAAUCCAAAUUUGUAUCAUUAUCUUUACCAGAAUUUUGGAUAGCUAUGAAGAAGCAAUAUCCGAUCGUAGCCAAUAAGGCUAUCAGGACUUUAAUUCCAUUUGCUUCUUCAUACUUAUGUGAAACGGGUUUUUCGGCCUUAGCAGCUAUCAAAAGUAAAUACAGAGGAAAACUAAAUACCGAAAAGGAAAUGAGAAUCGCACUAUCAAAAUUUACCCCACGAUUUGAUGAUUUAAUGCAACAAAAACAAGCACAGCCGUCCCAUUAA